Messenger RNA from Labrus bergylta (ballan wrasse), 2302 nucleotides. RefSeq lists its product as uncharacterized. Lineage: Eukaryota; Metazoa; Chordata; Actinopteri; Labriformes; Labridae. The record is from RefSeq and is a predicted model, not a curated record. Gene Ontology annotation, cellular component: cytoplasm.
AAGAGUCGUGACAUCAUGGAAUCGCAGCAAUUAAACCUUAAACCCAGAGUCGGUGCACAGUUUCUACUGUCGUGUGCUUCAAGAGCACGUCACCUCUCUCCUCGUGUCACGCAGUCUCUUGAAAUAGUUGGACCGUGCCGCGACGAGCAGCUGCUUGAGAAGGCGGCUCAGUAUCUCCAGAGAGAACCAGAACCGAGAGAGUCUUUCACCCUCUUCCCUUUCUAUCAGUCUGUGAGUGAGGGAUGUGAAGCCCACACUGAAGAAUACAGGACAUUUCUCUCUACUUACAUUAAAGCUACUGAACUUCUGGAAACUCUCUGUGUUAAUCUGCUCCUGCAGCCCUGGAAGAAGGAAAUCAAGACACUGAAGACUUUUACAGGUCCAUUUGUUUACUGUCUCCUGCCAGUUUUCAGCAGCUCUACCCUUCAGUCAGUCCUGGCCUCUAUUGGAUACCUGCCCCAUACUGACACUCCACUAAGUGAGUACAGACUCAGUGAAGAUGGUAAUCAAAACAGAGUCAUGCUGAUGGGCUUUGAGCUGAUGUUGGCCAGGGUGGAAUGUGAUCGUCUACUGGAGCUCCAUGACUCAGUUCAGACGGGACAACUGGAGUGGCAGGAGGUUCUCCACAGAAGACUGGGGCCGACUAAACCCGAGGAAACAACAGACAAGAAGGCAACAUGUACAGCAGGGCAAAAUGAAGAGGAGAAGAAGAGGGAAGAGGAACAAGGAAACGAGGUGCCGCUGCAUUUGGACAGCAGGAUUGCAGUGAAACCACAGCCCAAGCCUCAGCGUUGUCAUAUCAACAGUCAUGACCAAUCCAUUAUGGAGAUGCAGAUGAACUACCCUGACCUUGCCUUUAGGGGCCGCCCUCUGCUUUCAGACAAACCUCACCGAGCAAACAGCAGCAGGAGCAGCAGUAAAGUUGUACAUACUGUCAGCAGUAUUAACACCCCUGAUGACAGUAAAGCUGCCAAUCUCUCCAAAAGAGAUUCUGUGAAGGCCACCAAAAGUGCUGCUACAACUAUCCGCAAAGAAACUCACGGCACAAGUGCUGAUGAUGUGUUUGUGGAAAAUGUCAAAUGCAGUGAUUGCAAUAACCGGUCCCAGAGUCAGACUGCCGCCCCUGGAGACGACAUCACGAGCAGCUCCUGUAACACUGACGGAGGCAGCAGGGCUGGAGCCACAGCAGAGCAGAGUCUUAAGCCUGGGGAGCGUCAGACCGCAGAAGAGGCCCUUCCCUUGACACAACAGACUCCAACAGACAGCCAAAACCAAAAGCUACCCUCAUUGAGGUCCAAGGACAGGAAGCAGAAUGUUAAAGAGCUUGAUGUGAAGAUGGGCCAGCUCCUUGUGCAGGAGACCAAAGAAGAAGGAAGGCAAAAACAAGAUGACAUGAAAGGAGAGGAGAAAAAGAACAGAGGGAGACAUGAGAGAAAACCAAGCACAGAGGAAAAGGCAGAGGAGCAGAACCUUACAAAUCCACUGCCGGAGACGGGUCCAGCACCGAGCCAUGCUGCCAGAAGAUGCACCACACCUUCAGAGUCUGGUCCUGCAGUAACAAAAGCGCAGAAGCAGCCCUCUGUGCUGACCAACAGUACAACAGACUCGCAGAGUGUUCAAGGAGGAAGCGAAGGGCAGCAGAGAAACGAUACCAAAGGAGCAGAAACAGGCCAAAGAGAGGAAGAGCAGCUGGCACAGAGCUAUGUUAUAGUUGAGCAUAGCAAGAAAUAACAUCCUCUCAAUGCUCUUUAUCUGAAUAUAUAUCAAUUAGAGUAAGAGUUUAAAAAAUGCAGUGUUAGCUUUGUGCACCCCAGUUUGAAAUCUGCACAGAUCAUUUAUUCUGCUGCUUUGGCUGCUGAAAAGCUAGUGGGUUUAUUUAGUGUUUCAGCAGUAACAGUCUGUGUUUUUUUUUUCUUACAGAAUGGCAAAACAGUUUUACAACUUAACCAUGUUUUUUUGUUUUUUUACUGAAAAAUGCAACAUAAGAAGUAGAAAAAAAUGUAUUAAUUGUUUAAAUGCACCAAUGCUCUGCCUACAAUUUAAGAUUAUUUAGAUGUAUUUAUUGUCAUUCGAUAGCUUAAUAUUUGGCACUGUCAAAUGAAGAGGGGUCCGGGAGUCUCUCCAGAUUUCUUUUUCUUGCACCAAAUCCGGAAGAAUCACAUCCUCCCUGCUGAAAGAUAAGCAGUGGUUUACAUGUAGAGUAUGAAACUGAUCUGAUGGAAAGAUGUGUAGUUGUAUUCACUUCACGUCCGGAUGCAAGAGUAAUGGAAAUGUGUCAACCAAUAAACGUUUUAAAAAAAGA